AUGUCAGAUGCCCCAAUUCCCAAAAGCAUCAUACGUCCUACCCGUUUUCCUACUAUGGAUUCCAAUCAACCCAAUGAAACGCCACCCACAAACUCCCUACCACCCCUACAAAACACCCAACAAUCCCUCCCAUCCGGCAGCCAGGCAGAUUCACUGGACCUCAUGGGUAUGGAAAAGGUUCGUCUCGACGAUGAGUUAGAGGGCAUGGACCUCACCUUGAGUCAAGCCGGGUCAGACGUGCUUCCUACUGAGGAGGAAGAAAACCAUCUAAUUAGACAAGAAGUCCUAGACAUAACGUUUGGAACUUCUAACUUAGGUCAGCUGGUAGAAGGUUGGAGAGUAUCCAAUGAACCUUCCCUGUCUGAUCAUAGAAUAAUUACAUUCUCAAUAACACGCCUUUUCACAGAGAACACCUCUGGAAGGAACCCUAAGAAAACCGACUGGAAUCUUUACAAGAGUGUGGUACAGAUUAAUCUUGAAAGAAUCGGUCCGGCUAGAACGACUAAAAGUCACCUUGAACUCGACCAUAUGGUUAAUGAGUUUAGUGGAGCAAUCAAUGAGGCAUUUGAACUCAGUUGUCCCAUUAAACCAAUCAAAAGUCAGAGAGAUGCUCCUUGGUGGAGCAAAAAUCUGUCGAAACAGAGAUCAAAGGUACGUAAACUGUUCAAUGAGGCAAAAAGAACUGGGGAGUGGGAAGGUUAUACGGCAGAGUUGACAAUUUACAACAAGGAAAUCAGAAAAGCAAAAAGAAAUAGUUUUGUGAGUUUUUGUGAAAAUAUUACCGCUACUCCAGCUGCAGCGAGACUACACAAGGCUCUAGCGAAAGACAAAACCAUAAAGUCGCUAGCGCUUAGAUACAAUGAUGGUAGCUUUACUGAAAAUGAAGAACAAAGGUCGACUCUGCUACUUAACACUCACUUCCCAGGAUCGCUUCCAAUGACAGGAAAUGUUAUAGAAAGUACAACUUUCAAACCUAACAAAACUGACUGGAAGUUAGCUACAGCUAUCUGUUCAGGCAAAAGAAUUGACUGGGCGAUAAACACCUUUCAACUAUUUAAGUCACCAGGUGUCGAUGGUAUCUUCCCUGCUCUACUUCAAAAAGGGGCGGAAGACCUGAUGCCGUAUAUUAUUAGCAUACUUCGUAGUAGCAUGGCACUUGCGCAUGUACCAAGCUUGUGGAGAAGAGCUUAA
Episyrphus balteatus (marmalade hoverfly) is the source of this 1191-nucleotide messenger RNA. RefSeq lists its product as uncharacterized. The coding region runs from base 1 to 1191 and encodes 396 amino acids. The transcript is spliced from 2 exons. The record is from RefSeq and is a predicted model, not a curated record. Lineage: Eukaryota; Metazoa; Arthropoda; Insecta; Diptera; Syrphidae.